Cuscuta epithymum is the source of this 907-nucleotide messenger RNA. Lineage: Eukaryota; Viridiplantae; Streptophyta; Magnoliopsida; Solanales; Convolvulaceae. The record is from the annotation of a GenBank genome assembly.
AAAAAAUAUUGAAAGAAAAUCGUCCCUAAAUCGAGAUCGGAUGAAAUUAAAGUUAUAUAGAUGACGUGCUAUACUGCUAUCUGACUAUCUGAGUAUCGGCUGGAGUUAUAAUUGAUCCGUAAACCUAAGCUAAUUCAGCCAGAUCAGAGGCUGAAACGCGACACCUACGGCUCCGGCAUACCCUUAUCGCGACUAACGCGACCGCGGCUCUGGCGUCGAGUUGCAGGUCAUGAAUUCAUACCUUCAUCGUUGGACGGCGUUAGCGAGCAGAGCAGUAGACCGGCGUUCGAGAGAGCAAAGGGGUCAGACCGCGUUCGAGAGGGCAGAGAGGGUCGAACGUCAUCGAUGGAGUCGCCCAGCGAGUUUGAAUCACCCAGAGACCAUUUUCCAGCCAGCAAUUUCAGUCACCGAGCAUCAUCACAGUUUGAGCCAUUUAGUCCGUUGGUUGGGAGAGAAGGCUGGAGAUCGAUUUAGCAGUUUAAAUUUAUCCAGUGAUUCGUCAGAGGGUAAAAUGCAGGGCAUCCUACUUUCCUUGCAUAGGGUUGACGGGGAUCUUUAUCAGAGAUAUGAUAUUUUCUUCAAGCUAGAGAUCAAAUGUGGACUCGUUGGACAUCAUUCUUUCUGGAAAUAGCAAAUCAUGUCAAAGACGCCGGAUGAAGGGAACUUUUUAAGAUCAUGAUUUUGUUGAUGCUGGAUUUGGUCUUUUUAUGUAAAAAUAUUUUUAAUGCUUAACACAUUUGGAAUGUUAGUAAACAACUUUGAAUGAUGACUUUUACUCAUUGGAUGUUGAGCUUGUGCUUUGAUUGAUUCAAUGUUAAAGGAGUCAAAGUGUGUUAUUUGUAGUUAUCAUGGUGGAACGUUUGGUGUAGAGAAUGAUAAUUGCAUGAAUGGAUACUGGUUUUAUAAA